AAACUGUCACUAACAUCAAAUCGAUGCCGCUGUGAAAGUGAAUCUGCGAUGCAGAAAAUCAAAAUUUCUAUUUCAUAAUAAAUUACAAAUUUAACAACAAAACAAAUGAAAAUUUAAUAAAUAUUUAUCCACCAGCAAAUAAUUUCCAUAUUAUAUUAACUAGAAAUUGAAUUAGUUUCGUGAAAAAACAAAAAAAAAAAUCCAAAUAAACAAAAAAAGAAAAAUAGAAAUGGCACCACAACCACUUGAGGGCAUGCAAGGCCCAAUGUCUGGAUUUUUGCCACCCGGACAAGAAGGUGGUGGCUCCUGUCGCAAUACAAUAUCAUUGGCUGUUUUAAUAGACUUUAUUAUUCAAAGGACAUAUCAUGAUUUAACUGUUUUAGCUGAAUUGCUUCCCCGAAAAACAGACAUGGAAAGAAAAAUUGAAAUUUACAAUUUCUCCGCAAGAACCAGACAAUUAUUCAUCAGACUAAUUGCUUUAGUCAAAUGGGCUAAUUCAGUUUCUAAAGUUGACAAAUCUGCUCACAUAAUGAGCAUCUUAGACAAACAAAAUAUGUUGUUUGUUGAAACAGCCGAUAUGUUGGCUAGAAUGUCGAGAGAAACUCUUGUUCGAGCUCGCCUUCCAAAUUUUCAUAUUCCAGCUGCUGUUGAGAUUCUUACAACGGGAACGUAUAAUCGUUUGCCUGCAUGCAUUCGAGAGAGAAUCGUUCCACCAGAUCCGAUUACACCAAUUGAAAAGAAACAAACGCUAUUGCGUUUGAAUCAAGUCAUUCAACAUCGUUUGGUUACUGGGAAACUUUUGCCACAAAUGAGAGACUUUAAAAUUAAACAUGGACGUGUUACGUUUGAAGUUAAACAUGAAUUUAAUGUUUCAUUGACUGUUAUGGGAGAUGGUCCAACUGUACCAUGGAGAUUGUUGGAUAUUGAUAUUCUUGUUGAAGAUAAGGAAACUGGAGAUGGAAAAGCUCUUGUUCACUCGUUGCAAGUUAAUUACAUUCACCGUUUGAUCCAAGCUCGUCUCGUCGAAAACCCAAAUGCUCUAAGUGAAGUCUACAAUUGCUUGCAUUAUUUCUGUCAAUCGUUGCAACUAGAAGUCCUCUACACCCAAACACUUCGUUUAAGUUAUGAACGUUUAGAAGAUAACAUUUAUGUUGAGGAAUAUGUCCCUGGAGUCAAAGUCACUGUAUCUUACUGGCGUGAAUUGACUCGAAUGGAUCCAAAAUCUGAACUUGGUUAUCGUCUAACAGUUCAAAGUGAUCCAAAUGAAAUUGGUCGCCCAUUGGCUGUGGUGCAUGUUCCAUCGUUAGGUGCUAAAGAAUCAUCAGAAGUUGCCGAUCGUGCUGUUAGAACGGAACAUUUAUCAAUGGAACGUCUGAUUGUGCACACAGUUUAUAUUCGUUCUGUGUCUCGUUUGAGUGAUUUGAAACUUGAAUUUCAAUCAUUUUUAAAAGAUGUUGAUUUCAAUUUACAAGGAACCCCGGCAAUUUUGACAGUUCCAGUCCUUAAUCCAUGUCUCAGAGCUGAACAGGUGCAUAUCACCAUCGAUACACACACCGGAAUGUUGAAAUGCCAUGUUCCCAAACACUUGGACUGUCCGAUUAUGAAUGAACUCCAGACAACUCUCAAUGGUGAUCACAGUAAGCUGCAAAAUCUUAUAUCGGAAUUGAGAUUCUGGAUAACCCAUCGUCGCUGUGAAAAGACAUUGCAGCAUCUACCCGCCACAGCAACAGAAACUCUUCCAUUUUUGGUCGUUCCAGAUAAUCCACUCCUUCUCGCAGGGCGCCAUAAAAUCUUUGUCAAACUGAAUCGACAUCCAAAUGUUAUUUUGGUUGUCCAACUGAAAGAGAAACCUUCAGCACCAAGUGAAAUGGAAUACACCUUCCAUUUGGGCUUUGUUAGCCACAACGUUGUUGAUUCUGAUGAUCCAAAUAAUCAACCACCACCGGAUAUUCCCAAAAUGUAUACAAAACUCUUGCGUUUAAUUGAAUUUGAUACAUUUGUUGCAACACAUGGUCCUGGCACGCAUGUUGACGGUAAGGAGCAAGUAUAUACCAAUCAAGUGGGAUGUCAUCCCUUAUCUCCUUCCAUAUAUGUUCCACCACAUAAACGUAAAUCAUCACUUGAACUGGUGGGUCCACCAUCGAAGCAACAAAAAACCAUCUUCCCAGCUUAUUUCAUCCCAGAAUUGGCACAUGUUGUUGCAAUGUGUGAUGAGAAGAUACCAUUCCUCAAUUUGGCACAAGAAUUUGCCAAACAUAAUAUUCCACAUAGUGGUUUGCAAGUUGAAUCAAAUGCUACUUCAUUGGUUUUGAAGUUAUUGACGCUGCCAAUGCCGGUUGCUGCAGCUGAUCCAAAUCAAAAGUCGACAACAACUCUGCCGAUUAUCGAGAAACACGUCUGGAAUGAUCUACUAAAGCGUCUGCUCUCAGUCUCCAUCCGUUCCCAGAUGAACAAGAAUAAUCAAAGUCGUGCAUGGGUUGUGGAAUUUGUCUUCUACAGUACUCCCCUCCAGAGUACCCAUCAAAAAGAACAAGGAAAUCGACGAACUGUCUAUCUGACCUAUGAACAAACUCACAAUGAUCUCGGCAAGACAGUGGAGGAGCUCCUAAAAGAUUGGUCAAAAAUUGUCUAUCUCUACACGCUGGUUUAUAAUUUCUCAGAACAUUUCAAAUCAGAAAAAUACAACCUUCACACCAUGGUGAGUGUCAAGUCAUACAGUUAUGUGAAUCUCCUGAUGGGUUAUGGACCAAACAAAGAAGUCACAUGCAAUGUGUAUUGGUCAGCUCAAUUGAAAGGUUUUCGCUUAGUUUUCGUCGGUGGAUUGUCAGCCAUCAAUGCUCACUCCAUGAUGAGGGAACAAUUGCAAUCACAUCUUAAUCGUCAUCAGGAUCUAACCCACAUCGUGCAUAUUCUUCAUGAAACCUAUCAACCAUUGAGUUCGAUAUCGAAGUUGCCUAUUAUUCCACAAUUGGGUAUUCCACGCCCUCAAGUGCCAGUUCUAUCGUUCUGUAUUCUUCCACAAUCCCCAACUCUAUUGCGUCUAGCAUAUUCAGCCAUGUACUGUUUAGAAAUCCGUUUCAGAGCUGGUGGAUUGGUGUCCAUUCGAGACGGCGCUUAUAGUCGUUUCGAUCGGAGUAACGUAAUCGAUGAAUUCACUCCCACACAAGGUCUCAAGGGGUUCCUAUCGAAAUAUGUCGAUGAAAAUGCAGUCUACCGAAGGCGUUCCCAAAGCGAAGAUGAUAAUCCUCCAUCACCGGUGCCCAUGGAAGACACACACAACACACAAGGAACUGGAGGUUCGUCGCCAUUCUUGAGCGGCAACAACAUCCGAGGACCCCAAAGUCCUCGUGAUGGUGGAUUGCGAUUUGCCCCACCAAUAACUCCACCAACAAGUUCAAAUCCUCACACUCCGGCUAGUCCACACCCAAUUGGAGGCCAGCAGAAUCAUCCAAACUUUAGUAUGACAUCGCCACCAGCUCCUCAUAUGCCUCAUCCAUCACCAAGUGGUUUGAUGCCUUCAUCGCCUCUAAAUCCACAACCCAGUCCAAUGGCACAUUCGCCGGGACCGAAUAUGUACAUGCAGCCGCAUACAGAUGGAAGUCCAUUUACUGCAAUGUCACCGGCCACAUCCAACUGGCCUGGAUCACCGAGCAUGCCAAGACCAUCGCCCAGACCUGGUCAGAGUCCAGAGCACAAAUCACAGACAACAGUGUCGACAACACAUUUGUCCAGAGUACUGCCAAAUCGAUCAUGGGCUGGAGCUGUUCCAACUCUUCUCACCCAUGAAGCUAUGGAAACUCUAUGUCGACCAUGUCCACAUCCGAAUAAGGAAAUCGGUGGGCCAGAAGUGUGUCCUUUGGAGAGAUUCUUGGGUUGUGUGUAUAUGCGCAGGCAGCUACAACGCAACAUCCAAGCCGAAGAAUCACUCACGGCCUUGAAUUCCAAUGAACCAGGUGUAGUUCUGUUCAAAGUUGACGGUCUACAGUGUCAAGUGGUUUUGAAUCAGAUCCACAUGCAGUCAUUGCAUUUGAAGGUAUCGCAAAUACCUGUCCAGCCAUUGCCAGAUGGAAAACCUACGUUCCAAUGGAAUCCGGAUGAUUUGCAAGUGGUCGAGCAGUUCUUUGAGACGCGGAUAGCCGUUCCACCAUAUCGACCAAAUGCUUUGCAUGGUUUUUGUCGUGCUUUAAAUUGUCCCAUCCAAGUGCUGAAGGAUUUCAUUCAGAUAAUGAGAUUGGAAAUGAUGCCGGAAUUAGCUCAGGGUAGUCUCAAGUGGACAGUGCAAUUGUGUAUGAGAGUUCCACCAUCUGCUCCUCCAAUAGUUCCAAUUGGAAGUCCUGGUGUUUUGAUUUGUCGACUUAAGAUACUUUUCUUCCUCCAAGUAACAAGAAUUCCAUACCCUGGAAUGGAUCGUAGCAAUAGCCCAUCGUUAGUUUUGCCCAUGAUCUAUGAUUUGAAUUCGAAUAUAACACAGUUGGCUGAACGGAGAGAACAAGCUCCAUCACAAGCAGCUAAUGCAGCUGGUAAUCUUCUGAGACGAUUUGCCGAUUAUGGCCCACAACCUGGAGAAUGUUCACUCUUCCCAGCUGUAAGAGAUUUACUAACAAAUUUGACUUUACCAAGUGAUGUGCCUCCACCUGGUGCACAAAUGCCUGGAGCUCAGUCAAUUGUCCCAUCGCCAGUUGGCUCAAGUCCUGGACCAAUGAUGCAUUCACCAAUGGCACAAAUGGGACAAGUUGGACCACCACCUCAAGGCUAUCCAAUGGCUCCGAAUCAAGGACCCAACUGAUAAUUACUGUAUAAUAUAAAUUAACCUAAAAGGCUGGCUAAAGUGGUUUCUAUUGUAAUGCAAGUAUGUAAAAUGGACGUGACUGAGAGGUUUGACCAAAAAACAGAAACAAAGGAAAAAUGUAAAGCUCUCAUUUAUAUUUUAAUUAUUUUUUUUUUUUCUAGAUAUAAAAAUAUUUUAUUAUUAUGUAUUAUACUAUAAUGUAUUGUGUAAUUAAUCAUGAAAAUAUUAAAAAAUUGAGUUUAUUUAAACUUUUAUUUACUCC
Messenger RNA from Episyrphus balteatus (marmalade hoverfly), 5051 nucleotides. RefSeq names its product mediator of RNA polymerase II transcription subunit 14 (gene MED14). The transcript has 13 exons. The record is from RefSeq and is a predicted model, not a curated record. Gene Ontology annotation, molecular function: transcription coregulator activity. Gene Ontology annotation, biological process: regulation of transcription by RNA polymerase II. Lineage: Eukaryota; Metazoa; Arthropoda; Insecta; Diptera; Syrphidae. Gene Ontology annotation, cellular component: core mediator complex; mediator complex. Bases 230 to 4786 code for a protein of 1518 amino acids.